Messenger RNA from Lactuca virosa, 1871 nucleotides. NCBI's taxonomy places the organism in Eukaryota, Viridiplantae, Streptophyta, Magnoliopsida, Asterales, Asteraceae. The record is from the annotation of a GenBank genome assembly.
AUCCAAAUGUUUAUGUAGCGUUACACGAAAUAAAUGAAAAUCGGUGAAGCUUCCACGAAUCACCAUCUUAGUUUUCAUCGCCGUCAAUCCCGCGUUGUUUCUCGAUAUAUAAUGCUACCAACUUACCAAGUCAUAUUCGUUAUCUGAUUCAGUAUUCACUAUAAAUAAGGGUUUUCAGUUCAGAUUCGAGGGAUUUUCGUUCAAAUCAUUCACAACUUGAUUUCGAGAAAUUGUUUUCUGAAGAACAAUACAUCUGAACUUUACAGAUUAAUCGAUGGGAGGCAAGAAUUCAAGGGAAGAGGCAGCGAGAUAUAGACAUUCGUCAUCGUUCCAAUCAACUUCAUCAUUUUCUAGUUAUCCUCCUCAACCAUCUUAUUCUCUUCCGCCUCAAGGAGAUCAAAAUUACCCUUUUCAGGAUCCGAAUCCACAACAAUAUACUUCUCUUCCAAUCUAUACACCACAGAAGAAGCUUGAUAAAAGAUAUUCAAGAAUUGCUGAUAGUUACAACUCUUUGGAACAGGUGACAGAGGCUCUAUCACAUGCAGGACUUGAGUCUUCUAAUCUCAUUGUUGGCAUUGAUUUCACCAAAAGCAAUGAGUGGACAGGUUCAAGAUCUUACAACAGAAAAAGCUUGCAUCACAUUGGAGAUGAUUUAAAUCCCUAUGAACAUGCCAUAUCCAUCAUUGGGAAAACUUUAGCUGCUUUUGAUGAGGAUAACUUGAUUCCUUGUUAUGGAUUUGGAGAUGCAACAACACAUGAUCAAGAUGUUUUCAGCUUUUAUCCUGAAGAUAGUUUUUGUAAUGGAUUUGAAGAUGUGUUGAGUAGAUACAGAGAAAUUGUCCCUCAUCUUAAGCUUUCAGGUCCCACAUCUUUUGCCCCUGUCAUUGAACAAGCUAUGACAAUUGUUGAACAAAGUGGGGGCCAAUACCAUGUACUAUUAAUCAUUGCUGAUGGGCAGGUAACAAGAAGUGUGGAUACCGAGCGAGGUCAUUUGAGUCCACAAGAACAAAAAACUGUAGACGCCAUAGUCGAAGCAAGCAAGCUUCCACUCUCUAUAGUAUUAGUCGGGGUAGGAGACGGUCCGUGGGACAUGAUGAAGGAAUUUGACGAUAAUAUCCCUGACCGUGACUUUGAUAAUUUCCAAUUUGUGAAUUUCACGGAAAUCAUGUCGAAAAACACGCCUCAAAUCCGAAAAGAGACAGAAUUUGCUCUUUCAGCAUUGAUGGAAAUCCCUUCUCAAUAUAAAGCAACAAUCGAAUUAAAUUUACUUGGUAGUCGCAAAGAUAUAGGAAUGUCCUGUCGGAGGAUUGCCCUUCCGCCACCUAUUCGUUCACCAUCAACUUACAACAACAUAUCAAAACCAUUUAAUUCAAUGAGUUUUCAAAAGGGGUCAAUGUCACAAUCAUCUUAUUAUGGUCAAACUAGUCAACAUCACGUAUUGGAAUCAAUUUCAAAAUCUACAUAUGACAACCAGGUAUGCCCGAUUUGCCUUGCUAACGCAAAGGACAUGGCCUUCGGGUGUGGACAUCAGACAUGUCACGAGUGUGGGGAAACGCUUCAGUUGUGCCCGAUUUGUAGGAAAUCAAUCCAAACUAGAAUAAAGCUCUAUUAAGUACAAGUCACCAUUCUUUGAUGUUUAUUUAUUUAUUUUUUUCAUUCUUGGUGAGUCAUUUAGGGUUUUAUUUGGUGAUUUUAAGGAAAAAAUGGUGUAAAUGAAGUGAUAAUUUUUUUGUUUGUACAUGUUCAAUGAUUUGUUAAUUUCAUUUUUAUAGGUUGUGUAAGAUAAAUGAGAGAUUAUUGGACUGUUGUCGAGUGAUUAAUUUUCUUUUAUGAUUUGACAAAGUUGGAAUAUAUGGUAAAACUUAAGGUAC